AAUAGACAUUGCCCCUCCCCCUGGGUCAUUGCACAACAUCUCCUCGAUUUAUGAGUUUCCCCCUUUUGGGGGAAGCCUUUUAAAGAGCCUGCAUGCCUUUUGAUUUUUAACAGCAACAUGAUGCAGCUGCUUGUGGGUUCUGCUCUUUUUCUGGCAGCCUUCAUUUCACAGGGAGAGGGUAUUAUUGGAGGUAAAGAGGCAGCACCACACUCUCGACCGUACAUGGCCUCCAUCCAGGCUCCGGAGGGAGCCACUCUGAAACAUGAAUGUGGAGGAUUUGUGAUUGCAGAUCAGUGGGUGAUGACAGCAGUACACUGCCUGCCUACCGGACCCAGUGGAAGAAAGGUAGUGCUGGGUGUCCAUUCUUUGAGUGAGCCUGAGGAAACAAAACAAACCUUUGACAUUUUGGAGCUACACAAUCACCCUGAUUUCAGCAUAUCAAACUAUGAUAAUGACAUUGCUUUGAUUAAGUUGGACAGUCCAUUUAAUGUUUCUGACGCAGUUAAGGCAGUGCAGUUCCUACGAGCCGGUGGCACAAAUCCCGGUCCUGGCUCAAAGGUAGAGACUGCUGGCUGGGGAUCACUGGACAACUUGGGGUCUAGACCGGACAAGCUCAAAGAGGUGGAAAUUGAGGUGAUCAAUCCUGGCAAAUGCAAGCGGGUUGACUACUUUGGCAGAAAAUUUACCAGUAACAUGAUUUGUGCACAUAAAGUAUGCCGUAAUGACUGCAAUCAUUCUUAUGGGAUGGAAGACAGCUGUGAUGGGGAUUCUGGUGGCCCUCUGCUCUUCAAUGACAUUGCAAUUGGUAUCACUUCCAAUGGAGGAAAAAAGUGUGGCCAACUUAAAAAGCCUGGAAUUUACACUAUCAUCUCCCACUACACCGAGUGGAUAGACAGAACCAUGGGGGUUCAGACGACUGGAGCACCAGAGCUAAGCACUUAAAUCAAAGAAUAACCAUCUCAGUUGGCAACAGUUUUCAGUGUUUCUGCCACAAAUGUUAGUCUACAGAUCCAUAUAUGCAUGAGUCUAUCUGUGGGUUUUCUCCUCUUGCAACGCAUGAGUGAUAGCAAUUUUGUUCAUAACAACCAGAUUCCAUUCAGAUUUUACUUUGUAGUAAAGAAUAAAAUACAAGUGAUGUCAA
Nothobranchius furzeri (turquoise killifish) is the source of this 1141-nucleotide messenger RNA. RefSeq names its product complement factor D (adipsin) (gene cfd). Gene Ontology annotation, biological process: proteolysis. Gene Ontology annotation, molecular function: serine-type endopeptidase activity. Lineage: Eukaryota; Metazoa; Chordata; Actinopteri; Cyprinodontiformes; Nothobranchiidae. The record is from RefSeq and is a predicted model, not a curated record.